AUGGACGGUAUCGACUCCCUGGAGCCUCUGAGAGCUGAACAUCACAAUCCAGUGCCAGAAUGGGUCGCUGGCAUGGUGGGUGGUCUUUCCACUUCUCUUCUUGUUUUGGUGGUGGUUUGCAAUGCUUUGACUGCAAAGCCCAGAAAGGAGGAAGCUGGUGAGAGGAAUGACUACCGCACCGGCUUGUUGCUGAGCCUUUUUGGCGGCCAUCUCUAUGCAGCCAUUGUGACGAGCUUUCUACUCUGGUUCCUUCUCACGCUGUCUGUGAUGCUUCCUUUCUUUUGGUUUUCUCAACCUGAAGAGGUGAAACCAAGAACAGGAAAUGUCACUGCCUCCAUCAACUUCUGCGAGGGUCCCGAUUUCCACCACUCUGAAGUGCUUGCAGAGCCCGUGAAUGUGGUCACAUCUGUACUCUUCUACUUACCGGUGGCUCUUAUUGGUCUUCUGGGCCCAGCUUGCAAAGAAGGCAGAGGGGAAUUGCGUUUCUUAUUCUCUUAUGGAUCGAUGGGCAUCGUUGGCAUUGGGUCUGGAGCGCUUCAUGCAUCGUUGGAUGCUGUAGCACAAGCAGGUGAUGAACUUCCCAUGUUGUACGUGGCCACCAUGUUGGCGUAUUGCUGUGCCGACACUUUCCUGAUCAAAAAAGGCAUGCUCAGGGCAUCAGCGGUGCUGCCAUGGAUCACAGCCUUGAUUACUUCUGUAAAUACGCUCUUGUAUGUUGGUUCUCGCGAUGAUUUUGGCAUUUUUGCUGCGACCUUUGCACUUUACCUUUCAGUUCCUGUGUUUUACUUCAGUUCCUACUGCUUGCGUCGGGUCUCGGCCAUUUCGGACGACACCGUGGAAGGGCCGAUCCGAUAUCAGGUGGUGAGACCGCUGAGUUGGGGCUUGGGCGCCAGCUUGGCCAUUGGUGGCAUUUGCUGGGCCCUGGAGAUGGGAAUGUGCUCUGCUGUCAUCAACUACCAACAGUUUGGAGACGAUUGGGCGCCUUUUGUUUGGCGCUACAUGCUUCAUUCCUUGUGGCAUGCUGGUACCGCGAUGGCAGCGAUGCUAAUGAUCCAAAACUUGAUCACAGUGAGAGCGAUGCAGAUGGGAUGGGGCCGCCCCAAGCUUCUUGGCUAUUCUCAGGUGCCAAAUUGCUCUAGUGACCUCUAG
Cladocopium goreaui is the source of this 1149-nucleotide messenger RNA. The record is from the annotation of a GenBank genome assembly. Lineage: Eukaryota; Dinophyceae; Suessiales; Symbiodiniaceae.